AACACGCCCACUGGGUCGAGCUGGAACUGCAGACGCUGGCAUGGAGGAUGUAGGCAACUCUCCGCUAUUUGUAGUGGAAUAGCGUUAUUGCAGCGCAACUGAGAGAAGUCCAACGCGCAUAAGGACAGGGCUGGGCACAGACAUCAGCGUACAGUUCCAUUGGAUAUAGCAAGUCUCCAUAACAGCCAGCCGAAUAGAGGAGCAAAGAAAGGGAUGACGUAGGGUUGGAGGUGGGAGUGAGUAGCAUCGAGCCGUAGCAGAGCAGAGAUGAGUCUCACGUCAUGGUUCCUGGUGAGCAGCGGGGGCACUCGCCACCGUCUGCCCCGGGAGAUGAUCUUUGUCGGCCGAGACGACUGCGAGCUCAUGCUGCAGUCACGGAGUGUUGACAAGCAGCAUGCAGUCAUCAACUACGAGUUAACCAGCGAUGAGCACAAAGUCAAGGACCUUGGCAGCCUGAACGGGACAUUUGUGAAUGAUGUUCGAAUCCAGGAGCAGAUGUAUAUCACUUUGAAGAUUGAUGACAAGUUAAGGUUUGGAUAUGAUACCAACCUGUUCACGGUGGUGCGAGGCGAGAUGACUGUCCCAGACGAGGCUCUGCAGCAUGAGAAGUUCACCAGCCAGCUCCAGCUGAGUAAGAAGCCCUCCAACUGUGAGCCCACCAAGUCACCUGCCAAAUCUCCUGCCAAGUCCCCUGCUAAGACCCCCAAGUCCUCCAGCUGCAGACCAGUCGAGAGCAAGGCAGCCGAGGGGACCAUGGAGCCAUCAGCCAAACCUGCCGAAUCACACAAGGGAGAUGACAAGAUGGCAGGUGACAUAGCAGCAUUGCACCGGGGAACCCCUCUGUAUGGACAGCCAUCUUGGUGGGGGGAUGGGGACGCAGACGAUGAGAACUCCUUCAAGCAGGAGACCAAGACGUGUGGAAAGAAGCAUGACAGCUCUGCAGCAGACGGCAGAGAGCCUAAGAGGAGUGAGAGGCCUAGGGAGGACGGCCUGGACCCAGAGCCCAGCUACUUUGAGAUCCCCACCAAGGAGGCUCAGAUGGCCGAGGACAGCAUUCAUGAGAUCCCCACCAAAGACACUGAGGGGGCUGCUGCUACCACCAGCGCCAGCCCUCAGGGCCACGCCUCCCCUCACGCCUUCACAAUCGAGUUUGACGACACCUCCCCUGGCAAGGUCACGAUCAAGGACCACGUGUCCAAGCUGACUCCGGACCACCGGCCCCGGCCUAAGAAGGCCUCCCAUUCAGGCAGCAAGGACCUCAGCACCCUGCAGGCCGCCAUGAUGGUCUCUGAGAGCAAGGUGGCUGAUUGGCUGGCCCAGAACGACCCCCCCACGGUGCACAGUGAGUCCACGGAGGACAGCAAGAGCAUCAAGAGUGAUGUCCCUGUCCACUUCAAGAGGCUCAAAGGCAGCAAGCAUGAGGACGGCACCCAGAGCGACUCCGAGAACGGGAUUGGUCUGCGCUUCGGCAACCGGAGGCUGGCUUUGGAGGAGAGGCUGAGGGUGGCGCAGGGAGGACAGGGGGGUCAGGGGGGCCGGACCACCAGCAACAGGACCGCCUUCAUGAUCGAGUUCUACGAUGACGACAACCCCCGCAAGCGACGAUCCUACUCCUUCUCCCAGACUGCACCGCUGCUUGGGGGCGUGGCCGGGGAGGCUCUGUGCCCCACGCCCCCCUCCCACCCUAAGUCCCCCUCUACCACGACCACAGCCACAGACUUCAGCAAGGCCCCGUUAUCAGCGGCACUGAUAGCGGGUGCCCCCACGGCCGCCCGGGUCCUGAUGAAGCAGAGGUCUGAGGACCAGAGCAUAGGAAGGAGCUCGGUCAGUACGGGUCACCAGACCACUGAGCCCAGCCCCAGUGAGGAGGGUCUGAGGAACCCUCGGUCUCAGGGGGACAGGGAGCAGGAGGAUGACCAGAGCGAUAAGGGAACCUACACCAUUGAGCUGGAGAACCGCAACCCUGAGGAGGAGGAGGCCAGGCGCAUGAUAGACAAGGUGUUUGGGGUGGAGCAGAAACAGAAUACGUCUGUCUCAGGACCAGUAGAACACCAACAGGGAGAAGCGGGGAAGGAGAAGAAGGAGAGGAGGAAGACCACAGAGACGGGAGAAACUGCGAAACCAAGCUGCCUUCCAUCUGAGAGUGUGUCUGAGAACCCGGUGGCAGUGGGCAGUAGUCGCUGGGUGUCUCAGUGGGCCAGUCUAUCUGCUAACCACACCAGGACUGACCCAGAAGGGUCUGGGGCUGAGUCACCUGCCUUCGUCCAUCAGCAGAGAGAAGCGGAUGCCUUUGAGUCGGGCGUGUCCAUCCGAAGCGCCAGCUCUGCCACCUCCAGUCUCACCGAGCGCAAACGCAGGACCCUCCCCCAGCUCCCUAUCGACGACCCCCGGGCUAAGCCAGGGAAGAGCUUGUCCGGCCUAGGCCUGCAUCGCUCAGAGAUCGGGGAGAAACAGGACACGGAGCCCCAGGAGAAGAGCCAGGUGGAGCAUAAAGGAGAUGGGGCAUGCUUCACCUCCGUAGAGGAGGGGGAUAUGAUGAAGGGCAAACAGAAACAGACCAAGGCCCCGCUACAGGCCUCCUCCAAGCCCCCUCUCAGACCUAUGAGCAGCAGUGAGAAGAGGUCCGAGGAGAGAAGGAGGUGGGCGGAGGACAGGAUUCAGCACCACAGCAAAGAAGGAGGGGACGGGGGGGAGAAGUCAGGGGGCAAGCCUCUGGUACGCCAGGGCAGUUUCACCAUCGAGAAGCCCAGUGGUGUGGUGCCCAUUGAGCUGAUCCCCCGGAUCAAAUGUGGUGCUGGUGUCCUGGGCCGCGAGCGCAGCGACUCUGUGGGCAGCAUGGACACAGCCACCCUGCUGAAGGACACAGAGGCUGUCAUGGCCUUCCUGGAGGCCAAGCUGAGGGAUGAGAACAAGCUGGACAGAACCAACCGGGCAGGUUCCAUCUCCCCCGAGUCAGACGUGGACACGGCCAGCACCUAUAGCCAGGCAGCAGGGGAGGGAGAGAAGAAAGCAGCCCACCAGAAACGCCGCUCCCUAAGCAGCCUGCACAAGGAGAAGAGCAACCUGAGCUCAACCUCCAAAACCGCUGCCAGCACCAACGCCCGCGAGCGCCUGGAGAGAAAGACCAAAACCAGAACCGAUCCCAGCCGGCCAGAUGUCCGCCGCUCCGUCCAGCCUGCCUCCUCGCGGGCACGCCAACCAUCCCAGGACCUCACGGAUGACGAUCAGACCUCGUCUUUCCCCAUCUCCGACAUCCUCUCCUCUGAUCAGGAGAGUUUGUAUAGUCGCUCGUACGGCCGCAGCCACUUCACCUCUACGGAUGACCUGCUACAUUCAAAACUGGAGGUCAAAUCCAGCAGCAAGACCAGCUCCAGUAAGUCCAGUAAGACCCUCCAGGCCGCCACAGCUUCCUCUCUGGGGAAACAGGCCUCUCUGCCCCAGCCACGGCCUACCAGAACGUCCCUGCUCCGCCGGGCCCGGCUGGGGGACACGUCCGACACGGACCUGCCCGAUGCAGACAGGAUGUCUGUGGCCUCCGAGGUGUCCACCACCAGUUCCACAUCCAAGCCUCCGUCUGGUCGUAAAGGCCCCUCACGGCUGGACAUGCUGGCCCAGCCCAGGAGGACGCGGCUGGGCUCCAUCUCGGCCCGUAGUGACUCAGAGUGUACUGUGGGCCGGAGCAGCACCUCCUCCCCUCGCUUGUCUGCAGAGACCGCCCUGCGUCUGGGACUCCGCUCCUCCACCCCCACCGACAACAAAAUGGCUCCUCGCAUGAGGGCCAACAGUGUGUCCAAGCUGACCGAGGCCAAGUCCAGAAUCAGCCCCUCCGUCCACAGCACUCCCUCAGAGAGCCCUCAGCCUGAGCCUGAGCCUGACCCUUCAGAGGAGGAGCUCAUGGCCUCUAACAGGUGGAGACGGCUGCCCCCAGAGUACGGAUCCACCUCAGAGGAGGAGUUUGGCUCCAACAGGAACUCCCCCAAACCCGGGCGCCCCCUGCGCCCCCACUCGGUCCUGAGGGGUACCAGACUAGGGGGCUCCACCAGCAGCCUUAACUCUGGUCAGGUUGGCCCUGGAGGCGUGGUCCUCAAACACCGCAUGAGAGAGCAGGAGGAGUACAUCAAGGACUGGACUGCUCACAGCGAGGAGAUUGCCAGGUUAUUUCCCUGUGUGCGUAGGAUCAGUCAAGACCUGGCCAAGGACCUGGCCAUCCUCGCCCGGGAGAUCCAUGACGUGGCCGGAGAGAUCGACUCGGUCAGCUCCUCUGGAACGGCUCCCAGCACCACGGUCAGCACCGCAGCCACGACGCCCGGCUCCGCCAUCGAUACCCGCGAAGAGGUAGGCCGCACGCAGGAGGGCAUGCAAAAGCUGGUUGACCGUGUCUUUGACGAGAGCCUCAACUUCAGGAAGAUUCCUCCCAUGGUGCAGAACAAGGCCCCUGAGAUAAACGGACGCCCUGUGGAGCUCCGUCCCCGCGCCCCAGACAGCCUGGACUCCCACUCUGCCCUCCGCAGACGCACAUGGAACAGGGAUGAGGCAGUGGUGGACAGUCUGCUGCUCACAUCUGUCUCUCAGCUGUCAGCUAAAAUCAGACAGUCUGUUGACAAAACAGCAGGAAAAAUACGAAUAUUGUUCAAAGACAAGGACAGGAAUUGGGAUGAGAUUGAGAGCAAACUCCGAUCUGAGAGCGACAUACCACUUCUCAAAACCUCUAACAAGCAGAUCUCCUCUAUCCUCGUGGAGCUGAAGAGAGUGGAGAAGCAGCUACAAGUGAUAAAUGUAAUGGUGGAUCCUGACGGCACCCUGGAUGCCCUGAGCAGCCUUGGCCUGACCAGCCCCCUUACACCCAAGCCCACUCCAGGUUCUCAGGGGCCCCAGGAGGCCCUCCCAGGCCCCACAGCCUCAGCCAGGGGCAACAGCGCCUCCUCAGCCCCCACUGAGGGGUCUGGGUCAGCCAGAGACCUGGGAGGCCUGCAAUUCAACCGCAUCCACCCCAGUGGAGAAGAGAGUGCCAUCCCCCAGAAGUGACAUUCACACCCUCUGCGCAGCUUCAUAUGUAGAACACCCACCUCAAAGAACAACUUCCCCUCUUUCUGAAGUUUUCUGAAUGAAGAUCCACCAUCCUAUAGUCUACUGUAUGUCAGUACCCAACAGGACAGGCCUUAAGCAGGAUUUCUUCCCUUCUCUUUAGACGUACAGUCAUGCACGCAUGACUACGUCACUUUGGGUAAAAGUGUCUGCUAAAUGGCAUAUUAUUUAUUAAUGUCAAUGGACAUGGACAACACCACUAAGUCAAGCAGCUCGCAUCAAUCGAUACACACAGAGGAGUGGCAGUCAGCAAUGUGUGUGGUCGACCUCUAGCCAGGCAUAUUUGCAUUCUGGAGUUUGGUUACCAUCCUCCUCCAUGCAAACUGGCCACAGACACACCCUGUGGUAAAGACAACUUCUAGAGUGCCUCCCCAUCUUUCUUCUUACCCUUCAUACUGGCACCAGCUAAACAGUGAACACUUUGUAUUUGUGUCGCAACAAGUAGCAUUGACAUUUAGUAUCAAGAUCGACUGAGUAGAGCGUUCUCUUUCGGAAAACUUGUUUGUGUCAUCGAAAUUAAUCAUACUAAUUUAGUAGGAGUUGUCGAUUGUAUGAAAACAAUUGCUUUCAGGAAACAAAUGUUCUUCUUAUACUAUAGUAAUUCAAACUUACCAAAGCUAACAGUACAGUUUUUUUUUUAAUGUGAGCCAAGUUUCCUGAAGUGAAAUAAGUGUACUGUGGAGCAAACUCAAGAAAUGUUACGUAUUGUAUUUUGAAUGGCAAUUUAUCUGUUUUGCUGGUAAUAUGUUUUCUAUCUGUUUUCAGCACACAUUUGACUAAUAUACUGAAUUUCAACUUUUCUGAGCAAUUAUGUACCCAGCGAAUCAAAUACAUUAUUAUGGUGAUAUGCAAUUCACACAAAACCAUUUUGAUACGGUUUGAAACGGUUUUAGACUAUAUUACAGUACAGUGCUGCUUGUAUGUAGCCUAAGCCUGGUCCUUGACCUGAGUGACAUAUUUCAUAUGAUUUGCAUUACUUUAUAUGUGGUGUCUUUGCAAACUGGAAGUGGAAACGAAAAUCUGACUAUGACCCUAUUUGUUUCAGCUUGGGCUGUUUUGAAUCAGCCUUAUUUACUGUAACACUUCAUACAGUAACAUGCUCUUUUUCUGGAAUCCAUAACAGUUUACAAGAUGUCCACCCUGAAUGGCCUUGGUUGGAGAAAGCUGUUGGGUCUUCUUUCAAAGGGGCCUCUGUCUGUUUAGUGUUUAUUUACAAGGACCUUACAUAGUUUUUUGAAAUUGUAUCAGACAACAUGACUGCAAAGAGCUUACUGUGAAAGCUUCAUUCGCUGUAACCACUGUCAUUACUUCAUGUAUGAAUGAUGAUCAUAAGUCAUUUGAUUUCUUUAGCCUUUUACUGACAUUGAAUCGCUCACUCUUCUACAUUUCCAUAAGGGAGGAUGUUUUCAUGUACUCAUACGGUAUGUGUGUAUAUACCUAGACCUCCGCAUUGAGUUUGCUGCUUCUCUGUAGUUCCUUUUUGGAGGGUUAGCCUGACCAUUGUACAACCCUUUCCAUGUAAAGUUAUGUGUUGUAGUAUAAAAUAAUUCAAGAUAGUGCAACAGUAUUUAGACACUUAAGCAAUAGUGAAGUUAGGUACCAGAAGACAUGCUCUCCAUCUUUUCUGCUUUGUAUACAGACUUUUGAUGUCACUAAGUGCCCAGUUUGAAUAGUAGAAUGGCAUUUUUUUAAAUUAUGAGUAAUCAUCAAGUAGUGGGCUGAAAUGAUAUAAUUUUGCACAUCGCAGUGUGAGAAAAUAUGAAAUGUGUCAAAGGCUCUUCAAGUGUCACCAUGAGUGGUUUUUGGAUACAAAAGAACAAAACCAAAAACCUAAAUUCAACAACAGAUAUCAGAAUUAGAUGCCUUGCCUCUGUGUAGCUAUUCUCAGUACACUAUCUUAACCAUAACCUUCAUGUUUGUCAGUAUAUGACAUUUAAAAAAAAAAGAAAGCAAUGGGAAAAAUUAAGUGCUCAGUACACUUUUUGAGGGGUUAUUUUGAAAGUUUACACAUUUGUUAUCUUAUCAGUGUUUUACUUUUCUGUUUCAUGUUUUGUAUAAACCACAACUUUAUUUAUUUUGUUGUUCAUUCAAUGUAUUUUAUUGUUGCAAUUCAUGUGUUUUAUGUUUUUUGUUAUUUUACAUAUGUUACUUAUUUUCAAUAAAAUAAAAAGUGUC
Messenger RNA from Salvelinus fontinalis (brook trout), 7260 nucleotides. It is a transcript of the gene cep170aa, whose product is annotated as centrosomal protein 170Aa. The transcript is spliced from 19 exons. Gene Ontology annotation, molecular function: protein binding. Bases 268 to 5025 code for a protein of 1585 amino acids. Gene Ontology annotation, cellular component: centriole. Lineage: Eukaryota; Metazoa; Chordata; Actinopteri; Salmoniformes; Salmonidae. The record is from RefSeq and is a predicted model, not a curated record.